UACACCUCGAACGAACGACAAUAUACCAGACAAUGCGCUAACCGUAAUGCCCAGGAACCGAUACCUAAUCUCUGCAUACAAUCCGAUCAAAAUGCCUGCCUCCGUCCACUCCGAAGAACAAGACCAGUCCAUGCUGGACGCCUCCGCGCCUCAAGAGCAAGAGCAGACCGAUGUCCUAGAGCUGGACGAGAAGCGCAUUGUUGUUUUGCCCGGCUCGUCCGACACCGCAGCUUCGUUUCAAUUCGAGGGAGAGGGUCACACUCUGGGUAAUGCGCUGCGGUAUGCGAUUAUGAAGAACCCCGAAGUCGAAUUCUGCGGUUACACCAUCCCCCAUCCUUCCGAGACGAAGAUGAACCUUCGUAUUCAGACUUAUGAAACUACCACCGCCGUCGAAGCCCUCGAGAAAGGUCUCGACACUCUAAUGGACCUCUGUGAUGUCGUGACGGACAAGUUCACGACUGCCCGUGAUGACUUUAAUGCUGCGCAGGCGGAUCGCAUGGAGGCUUAGGCAUAUAUAUACAUAUUAUAGACUUUUGGGUGGUUUUUGGCUUUUGAUCUGUGUGUGUCAUGUUUUGCUGUUUGAUGGGAUAUGAUGGCGUUGUGUGUGUAUAGAAAAGUUAUACCUUUUCCUUCUUCUUCUUUUCUUCUUUUCUUACUCUCUUGGGGUGGUUAGAUGUAAUGGGGUUUGAUGUGGGUGUAUUGGUUGGUUGAUUGGUUGGCUGGAGAUGCAGUGGUACUUAGUAUUGAUGGGGAGGGAGUGAGGGAUACCAUAGGUAGCAUCUAUUACUAUAUGCUCAUAGAUAUCUGGGUUGG
This is a messenger RNA of Aspergillus welwitschiae, 813 nucleotides long. RefSeq names its product DNA-directed RNA polymerase core subunit RPC19. Gene Ontology annotation, cellular component: RNA polymerase I complex; RNA polymerase III complex. The record is from RefSeq and is a predicted model, not a curated record. NCBI's taxonomy places the organism in Eukaryota, Fungi, Ascomycota, Eurotiomycetes, Eurotiales, Aspergillaceae. Gene Ontology annotation, molecular function: DNA binding; DNA-directed RNA polymerase activity; protein dimerization activity. The transcript is spliced from 4 exons. Gene Ontology annotation, biological process: DNA-templated transcription. The coding region runs from base 47 to 508 and encodes 153 amino acids.